UCCUCUUUAUUUCCGGUUUGCUGUCAGCUAACACCUGGACAGAAGCCAUGUUAAGAUGAUCGCGGUGUUUUAAUGUCUAGGAGUUUGCAGCAGAGAUCACAAUGGGUGCAUCACUCUAUUUUUUCUUUUUAAUGCUGUGUUUUCGGCUUGGACAGACCUCGUUACCGCUGGUCAUCAACACAUGGCCCUUUAAAAGCGCAACAGCUGCAGCGUGGCGUGCCCUGCAGUCCGGAGGCUCGGUGUUGGACGCGGUGGAGAUGGGCUGUGCCCGCUGUGAAGUAGAGCAGUGUGACGGCACGGUCGGCUUUGGGGGGCGGCAGCCCUGAUGAGACCGGAGAACCACGCUGGACGCCAUGAUCAUGAACGGCAACACGAUGGAGGUGGGUGCCGUGGCAGACCUGAGAAGAAUCAAAAAUGCUAUUGGAGUUGCCAGAGCUGUGAUGGAGCGCACCGAACACACGAUGCUGGUGGGAGAGUCAGCCUCUGUGUUCGCUGAAAACAUGGGCUUUGUUGCAGAAGACCUGACUACCAACAAAUCUUUGAAUGUUUUCUCCCAGUGGCUCAAGGGCAACUGCCAACCUAAUUAUCGAAAGAACGUCAGCCCAGACCCGUCAAAGUCGUGUGGACCCUACGGGCCAGAGGCCGUGAGAGCGCAGUGUAAUGGAGAGCGGCAUGUUAACAUACACUCCCAUGAUACCAUAGGGAUGAUUGCCAUCGAUGGCGAUGGUAACGUGGCAGCUGGAACGUCAACCAAUGGACUAACUCACAAGGUUCCAGGCCGUGUCGGCGACUCCCCCAUCAUUGGAGCAGGAGCCUAUGCAGACAGUUCAGCCGGUGCUGCCGCCGCUACUGGAGACGGGGACAUCAUGAUGCGCUUUCUACCCAGCUACUUGGCCGUGGAGCUGAUGAGGAACGGGGCCGAUCCCUCGGCAGCCUGCAAGUCGGCCAUCUCCAGAAUCAAGAGGCAUUACUCAGACUUCUUUGGAGCCAUAAUCUGCGCUAACACAACAGGCCAUUAUGGUGCCGCCUGCAACAACGUCCCCAGCCUCACGCAGUUUCACUUCAUGGUGGAAACCGCCGAGUCCGACGCUCCCGUCCUGAAGUCUGUGGCCUGCUUCUAAAAGUCAGGAAAUGUUUCAGGUCGUCUGGGCUGCUGGUCUCCAGGAGGGAUUUUCAUUCUGAUGGUUUCAUUUAAUACAACUGAUUACAUUUAAAAAAAAAAAAGUGUUUUUGAUCAUUAU
Molecule: messenger RNA, 1241 nt
Organism: Fundulus heteroclitus (mummichog)
Lineage: Eukaryota; Metazoa; Chordata; Actinopteri; Cyprinodontiformes; Fundulidae
Gene: aga
Product: aspartylglucosaminidase
Biological process (GO): protein deglycosylation
Cellular component (GO): lysosome
Molecular function (GO): N4-(beta-N-acetylglucosaminyl)-L-asparaginase activity
Source: RefSeq, a predicted model, not a curated record